Quercus lobata is the source of this 2736-nucleotide messenger RNA. Its product is annotated as TORTIFOLIA1-like protein 4. The record is from RefSeq and is a predicted model, not a curated record. Gene Ontology annotation, cellular component: microtubule. Gene Ontology annotation, molecular function: microtubule binding. NCBI's taxonomy places the organism in Eukaryota, Viridiplantae, Streptophyta, Magnoliopsida, Fagales, Fagaceae. Bases 198 to 2225 code for a protein of 675 amino acids. The transcript has 5 exons.
CCACUCAACAUUUAAAAACCCCCUCCUCAAUUCUCAACUCCUUCAUUCACAUUUUCACACCACAAACUCAAACGCAACACUCUUCACCGAAAACCGCCAAAACCACCACUUCACUCGGUGGCGCCACCACCACCAACCGCCAAAAAAAGCACACUCACUCUUUUUUUUUUUCAAAUUUAUUUAACUAAACUUACAAAAUGUCUCUUACGAAACGGUCCUCACUGAGUCCACCGCAACCCGGCGGGUCAACUCACGAACUCAAGCACCGAGUCAUCACGUGCCUGAACAAACUCUCAGACCGCGACACACUCGCCGUCGCAACUUCAGAGCUCGAGUCCAUAGCCAAGUCCCUAAACUGCGAGUCGUUUUCGCCCUUCCUUUCUUGCCUCCACAACACCGACGCGUCGUCCAAAUCGCCGGUUCGCAAACAAUGCGUGAGCUUGCUCGCUCUUCUCUCUCACUCUCAUGGCGACUCUCUCUCUCCUUUCCUCUCCAAGAUGAUCUCCACCGUCCUCCGCCGCCUCCGCGACCCCGACUCCGCCGUCCGAUCCGCCUGCGUCGACGCGGUCACCGCCAUGUCGUUGAAAAUCACGAAGCCUCCGUUCGCCGCUUUCUUCAAGCCUUUGAUCGACUCCGUCUCGCUCGAGCAAGACCUCAACGCUCAGAUCGGGUCCGCUCUUUGCCUCGCCGCCGCGAUCGAGGCCUCGCCGGAGCCGGAGAUAGAGGUGCUUCGGAAGAGCCUGCCGAGGCUGGGGAAACUGGCGAAGAGCGAAGGGUUUAAGGCCAAGGCGGCGCUGCUUGUUCUCAUCGGAAGCGUGGUCGGAGUCGGCGGAGCUUCGAGUCGAGGAGUGUUGGAUUGGUUGGUGCCUUGCGUGGUUGAGUUUUUGAGUAGUGAGGAUUGGGCGGUGAGGAAGGCGGCGGCGGAGGCGUUGGGAAAAGUGGCCGUGGCGGAGAAGGAUUUGGCGGCGGAGCACAAGACAUUGUGUUUGAGUUCUUUGGAGAGUCGGAGAUUUGAUAAGGUCAAGGUUGUCCGGGAGACGAUGAAUCUAACCUUAGAGUUGUGGAAGGAUGUUCUUGGUAUAUCUGAGGAGGUCCCUGUUUCAUCUCAGUCUAAAUCUUCUUCACCAGAUAAUGGUAGUGGUCGAUGCUUCCCUUCCAUAUCCAAUAGUUCCAAUGAUGAUGGAUAUAAGACUCCUAAACCGAAGAAAACAGUCCCCACAAACAGGUCCCCUCCUUCGAAUGAUUCAAUAGUGACCCCUCCCAAGAGAGAGAGUCCGCCGAAGAGUAAUGACAGGAAUUCAAGCGCAGCCAUGAUCCGUAAGGUGGACCACAAGAAACCCUCAGGUUGGAAAAUUGAAGUUGCAGUACCAAACUCUCUCUCAUUGAAGGUGGCUUGUGAAGAUGAUAUCAAAAGGAGUGACUUUGAGAGGUUGGAAUCAGGAGAGAAUGAGAACAGUGGGAAUUCCAAGCCGGAAACAAAGCGUGUCCUGUUUGGUAAGAUCCGAGAUGAAAAAGUGCAUAAAUUUGGUGGUUUAAGAUCAGGGUCUCGUGUGGUCCCGUUUCAAGAUGAUCAGGACGCCGACUUGGGUGAUGUAGUCAGCAACACAGUUGAAGAAGUUGAUGAGAAUAGCAAAGAGGCUGAGGAAGUGUCUUUGAUCCGUGAACAACUUCUUCAAAUUGAAAACCAGCAAUCCAAUCUGUUAGAACUUCUCCAGAGAUUCAUUGGGAGCUCUCAGAUUGGAAUCAAUUCCCUAGAGUCGCGUGUACAUGGCCUAGAGAUGGCACUGGAUGAAAUUUCGCAUGAUUUGGCACUUUCAAGUGGAAGGAUCCCAAACAGUGAUUCUGCAGAAAACACAUGUUGCAAGCUGCCUGGUGCAGAAUUCUUGAGUUCCAAAUUCUGGAGGAGGGCAGAAGGCCGGUAUUCUUCUUCAAGGUUCCCAUCUUCUGGAAGCAUACCAUCACCCAGUGCCAUGCGUACCAUACCUAAUCAAGAUGGUAGCACUGAAUCGUAUGAACGGGUGAGCCAAAGAUUUCAACACCAAAAUAGGUUUGAAACUGUUGCAAACCCAUUGGCAGAUGAACGUGACGACUCAAGGAGGAUUUUAAGGCGUUACUCAAACAAUAUGCCAAAGAACACAGUCCAAGAUGUUGAGAGGGUACAAGUUUGCAAUGCCAGUAGGUUCAAUGGGGCUUCACCUGCCAGUUUCACAGCACAGAGAAUCUGAGCAACAGAUAAUCUGCUUGGUUGGAAUAGAGUUAGAAUGCCAGAUAUCAGCUGAGAGAAGCACUAUUGGUCAUUAAUUUAAAAAUGACAGAGAACGGAUCUGGCUGUUGAUCAAGUCUGCAAUAGAGGUGUAUGAAUGCAACAUAUCCGAUUCAAAGCAGGAGAGUAGGGCUAUUUAUUUUUUGUAAAGCUUCUAUCAGAGGCAGCAUCCAGUUUUAAAUGCCAUACAAGUGCCAGUCUCCUUUGCAUUUGUGAUUUUUAUUUCAUACCUGUACCAAUACCAUCCCUGGUGAAAAAAGCUUAAUUUGUAUAUAAGAGUCUCACAUGUCUUUCCUCGGUUUGUUCCUACUUGGUUCUAUAUGAUAAAUAAGCUUCCAUUUAUUGGGAUUUAAUGCCUAUCUAGUUCACAGAAACGCUAGAAAUAUGCUAUUUAUGCAAUCUUGUUCUCUCCAUCCUUUAUUUGUAAAUGUAAUACAGAUGUGACAAUAUAAAACUUUGGACUAGCACUCAAA